Molecule: messenger RNA, 710 nt
Organism: Trematomus bernacchii (emerald rockcod)
Lineage: Eukaryota; Metazoa; Chordata; Actinopteri; Perciformes; Nototheniidae
Exons: 5
Coding region: 3-710 (235 amino acids)
Source: RefSeq, a predicted model, not a curated record
AAAUGUAUGCCUCAAUACAAGGAAGAUAUGUAGAGCACAUUGAGCAACACAAUCUGCCAAUGCAUAUUCUGGACAAAAACUUUGGACAUCCUAGCAGGCCAGAUGAUGACCACGAGGAACAGUGGAACAAGCGGGAAAGUUCUGCUGGUCACACCAAGUCCAAGUCCAAGUACUUCAAUCCACCAAAAACACUACCCAACCCCAAGAGCCCACCUGCCACAAAGCUGAAGAAAAGAAAAGUGGACCAACAGGAAAAAGAUGCACAGGGAAAUUUGACCUGGCUGUGGAAAAAAAAGGACACCGAGGUGGUCGUGGCAGUGCUCCCCUCACAGAUGAAAGGACGCAUCUUACUUAUCCGCCACUGUGAGCUAUGCUCACUUCGACCCCACCAGUGGUUGACAGGGGAGGUAAUUGAAGGCGUGUUUCAUGUUGCUGCCGACAAAUUCGGCGUUGUGAACAAAAUGUACUUGCUAAAUCACUACACAGCAGGUGUCAUUUUGUUCGGGGACAGAACUCAGCUAACAUCUCACAGUUUACCAAAGGUAAACUUUGACAACUAUGAAGCUGUCCUGUCCUUUGUACUUGUCAACAACAACCACUGGAAGUUGCUGUACAUUCAUGCCAAAACCAGCACCGUAUUCCUGGUGGAUCCAGCUCAAAGCAUCAAAGAGCUUGAUGACUCCAAACAUGCUGCCAAAAGAAUACAGUAA